Molecule: messenger RNA, 948 nt
Organism: Monodelphis domestica (gray short-tailed opossum)
Lineage: Eukaryota; Metazoa; Chordata; Mammalia; Didelphimorphia; Didelphidae
Product: olfactory receptor 51L1-like
Biological process (GO): G protein-coupled receptor signaling pathway
Cellular component (GO): plasma membrane
Molecular function (GO): G protein-coupled receptor activity; olfactory receptor activity
Source: RefSeq, a predicted model, not a curated record
AUGGCAUUGUCAAACAGUAGUGAUAUCACGGAUCCUAUUUUCCUUUUGAAAGGUUUCCCAGGACUUGAAUCAGUGCAUAUAUGGCUGUCUCUCCCCUUUUGCCUUGCUUACCUUGUGGCUUUUGGAGGGAAUGUCACUAUCCUAGCUGUUAUCUGGACAGAGCCCUCUCUCCAUCAGCCCAUGUAUUACUUCUUGUCCAUCCUGGCUUUGACUGAUCUGGGCAUGUCACUGUCUACACUGCCCACCAUACUUGGAGUUUUAUGGCAAAACACGCAAGAGAUUCAAGCAAGUGCCUGCUAUGCCCAGCUCUUCUUUAUCCAUACCUUCACCUUCUUGGAAUCCUCAGUGCUGCUGGCCAUGGCCUUUGACCGCUUUGUUGCCAUUUGCUUCCCACUACAGUACUCCACUAUCCUCACCAAUCGUGUCAUUGGCAAUAUUGCACUGGCCUGCUUACUGAGGAGUAUGGGGGUUGUCUUACCCACACCCCUGCUUCUUCAACGGUAUCACUACUGUCGUGCCAACACUCUCUCCCAUGCCUUCUGUCUCCACCAGGAUGUAUUGAAGUUGUCAUGUUCAGAUGCUAGGGUCAAUAGCAUCUAUGGAUUGUGUGUGGUUAUUGUCACCUUAGGCAUAGACUCGGUCUUCAUUUUACUCUCCUAUCUGCUGAUUCUUUAUGCUGUUCUGAGCAUUGCAUCCCAUGAGGAGAGGCUCAAGGCACUAAACACAUGUGUCUCACAUAUCUGUGUGGUACUUAUUUUCUUUGUGCCUGUAAUUGGUGUUUCUAUGGUACACCGCUUUGGGAGGCACUUGUCUCCCACCAUUCACAUUGUCAUGGCUGAUAUCUACUUACUUCUUCCACCUGUACUGAAUCCAGUUGUCUACAGUGUCAGGACCAAGCAGAUCCGUGCAGGAAUCAUUCGCAAAUUCAGGACAAGGAAAUUAUUUUAG